Molecule: messenger RNA, 3755 nt
Organism: Lytechinus pictus (painted urchin)
Lineage: Eukaryota; Metazoa; Echinodermata; Echinoidea; Temnopleuroida; Toxopneustidae
Exons: 6
Coding region: 1-1986 (661 amino acids)
Source: RefSeq, a predicted model, not a curated record
AUGAGGUCCUCCAUGAAGGGUGAGAUGGAGCGAGAUCCAACGAUGGAUUCACGUAUUGUGCACUCGGUGGGUGUCAGCAACAAGAAAGAAAUGUCAACGCUGCACCACAAGGAAAGGUCGCUUAAAAGUGCAAAAAAUGUCCAAGAACACAUCCAUCGCAGGGAAGAGAAAGAACUUAUUCGACAGCUCACCAAGCUACAAGAUGAGAAAUGCAGACGACAUCCGGACAUGCUAAAUUCACGCUCUCAGUCUCGAACAAGUUCCCGCCUUUCUGGACCGCGUACGGAUAGCAACACUAAUAUGAUCCUCCAGGUCAAUCAUACAACAGGUCACUUGCCCGGUGGUGGAAAGUUGACAGGGGGUAAGUCCAUUCACAACGCAUCGGUAGGUUCUCGGUCACAACUGACUGGACACCAAACUGCGACCCCCUCCGGACUUCAGAGAGGCCGAUCAAGUCAUCAGGCUCUGAUGACCAGGCGACAGUCUGUCGACAUCAUGCGCGAUGGCGUCGGUCCGGUCCCCGGCUCGUCCGGACGGUACACAUCCAUCUCUGACCUCACACGUGGCCAUGCUGGGAUGACUGGGAUAGGAUCGAAGCAUACGAGUGUUGGAAUCAGUCCUCAGGUUUCCUACGAGCUCAAUCAAGGGCCACCUCCAGUCCACCAACCGGCUGGCUACGGACAUACCAUCAAGGAAUAUGUGAACAGGGAAGGGCUUAACAAGAAAAGACCAGCUCACAGUUACAUGGAACCCAAGGGAGGCUCCAUGCAUCGACGAGCCAGCGUAUCCAUGGAAGAUCGCAUGAAAGGAUCGCAGAUGACGCUUGCCCGACCUGGCGACACCGGAAGUCGAAUCUCCCUCAAUACCUCUUUUCAUAGUCACCACCAAGGGCCAAGGGCGUCGAGUCACCUGUUGGCAGGUGGUGGACCUCGUUCCAGGGAAUCGGGUCAUAUGAUUGCCGGUCCGCCAACCUCUUCCCACGGCAUGGCCAUACCAAGUCGAUUCCUACUCAGCAAGCUCUUCAGUGGACAAGCAGUCUUAGAGGAGACUCCAGAACAAGAACGCAAAGAGAGCAAGAGGCAUCGCACACCCAGUGACCAUUCGAGUACAGAAUCUACAGAAUCGGAAACAGUUCUCAAUCUGGAGUGUCAUGAUGACUUGGACGAGGGUGAUGAGCCUUCCACCAGCCAAGGCAGUGAUCACAAAGUCCAUUUCAAAGAAGAAAAGAAGCAAGAGGAUAAAGCAGUAGAUGACACUCCCGCUGCAACAAGGAAAGAGCGCCGAGUUGGUAAAAGUGACCAUGUGGUUGCAGCACGUCGAGAAUCCCCAAGCAAAUUUAAAUCUAAUCGAAAAUCUGCACAAACGAAAGAACAACCCAAAAGUAAAAUAAGUCCGCCAAAAGACAAGAAGGCGACGAGUAAGAGUGCUCAUGUUGUUAAGUUAAGCAGUGAGUCCAAACAUGACCAUCAUGAUUCAGGUCGGGAACACAUCAAGAAAGCUAAAUCUAAAGAUGCUUCACAUAGUCAUAUCCACAUUCCAAUGGAUGUUCUGAAUGAUCUUCGCUCGGCCUUAUACAACAACAAGGCGGAUGGUGCUGGUGUAAACAUCGAAGAACUCAUCGCCGGCAGUGUCGGCAGCAGCACGGCCUACGACCCUUCCAGCAACUCCGUUCAAAACCGUCGGUUUCGUGCUCAACUUCGCGCGCUGCAGUGCAUCAACUCGCAAGCGGCCGCUCAAAGGCAACAGCACGACGCCGAUCCUGCGAUGAACUUUGACCCGCUUCAAGUCCUGCGAUGCCGCUACUUGCGACUCUCCCAGUCCAACAUUGACACUCUACUUGAAAUGUGCCGCGAAUCGGGCAUCGAGGUCGGCGUCCAUCCUCACAUGAACAUCGAAGACAUCGGGAAAUUUGUGUUUGAUAGUAAGAAACCGAAGUCGAAGACCUCAAGCUCGACUAGUGUCAGUGUGGAGAAAGUCAUUGUUUGAUAACUUUUAAUCAAAGGGAAUCAACCCCUCUCUAACCUUAGUAUAUAUGUUUAAUGUUUCACCUGUAUGGUAAAUAGUCAUACAACAUACGGCUAAUCUGAAAAAAAACCUGUCCGUAUGUACACUUUGGAGUAUCUAUCACACUAAACGUCAUUGUACGUCUGAUUUUGGAUUUUUUUACAUCUUUGAAGUCGUGAACAUAUGUGUAAAAAGAUGAAUUCCAUUUUAGGAGCAUUUUCAAAAUACUUUCACUUUGUUUUGUGUCAAAGGACGCAUAUGUUUAAUUUCCGAAACUAUGUCAUCUAGUAAAGAAAGAUUAAAUUUGUUAACCAUCACCAACAUACAAACUUCGUUGUUUCGUAUCUCUCAGAAGACUGAUUGACAGUUCUUGAGUUGUUCGAAUAUAAACCACUCUAUCGCAAACAGUCAGAUGCAGAGCAAUGACUAGAACUCAUUUGUUAGGUUUUCAAGACUAGACACUUGCGAAAGGUAUGACGUCAUAUUGAGUAUGUGGUUUGAUUGGUGAAAAGUUUUAUCGAGGCUGCGGCCUGUGGGCCCCGUCUCUGACUGGUCUACGGCCACUGAAGAGCUGUGACGCCACAUAUCUUGAUUUGUUCAAAGACCGGGAAUAGACCAUUUCGAACGUAAUUUGUGCGGUGGGUGUUGGUAGAACAGUCUGUGUGGAUGUUGCAUAAAGCUGUUCGUAACUUAUGAACGGCUUUACGAUCGACUGGUGAUCCUUUCUUGAAACUACAUCAGCACCAAUGAAAAUAUGGUGUGGAUAUCAUUUACAUCAAUAAAGAAUAACCAGUUGUUCGUGAAGUCGCUCUUAACUUACAAACAGCUUUAUAAAAGACCCACCGGGAUGUGCGGGAAAGACUUCAUUUAUUGGUGUGACCAUGAUAGUACCGAAACCGAUAAUUUGACCACCAUGUAGCGUUUCAAGUUCAUGUUCAUCCAUUCAAUUAUAUCCUAAUUUGGAACAAAACGGAUGUGCCUUUGUAAAUCCCCAAUAUUUCGCCUUACCAAUACGCUUUCACGCAGGAAAUGACUAACUAGGACCUGGAAAAACCUAUCCUUCAUGAUUUUCUUCGUCGAUUUCUUGUCCUAACUAAAAAAUCGAUUCCCCCACCCAAUAAUGUUUCAAGAGGAAUCACUGAGAGUUUUAUUUAAUAAGCAUCAUUGCACGAUUCGCAAUAGUAAAACAAACCCCCAGUGUUAUUAGCCCCCAGUGUUGAGUUAAUCGUCCAUAUAAUAUGUACAAGUACGCUUAUGAAAGCUUAUGCCAUCAUGGCCAUGGCAAUUAGCUUAUAAAUCUCAAGGGAUUCCUGUUUGACCUAUAAGUUUGCGUUUAUGAUUACAGCAUUAGCUGUAAGAGAAAAAUCUACCUCUUGAAUGAAUUUUAAACAAGUCAUGUUUUACAUUUAGUUACAAUAACACAAAUAGAUUUAUUUCACAAAGAGCUGACCAACAAUACAAACAUCAUUGUAAAGUAUUCUGUCAAUUAUUAAUCUUUUUUUCUGGAAAUUACGUAAAAAUGUUCGUUGAAUAAAUAUGAAGUAAUGAAGUAAGUAAAAUUGAGACAUUUCAUCGAUGCUCAUUAAUAUUGUGAGUCAACCUAUUCAAUAGGAGCUAACUUUGUUAAGUAUGUUGCUAAUUUGUUAGCUCGGAUUAACAAAAUUCAACUAUACUCCACUGAUACAAAUUAAUUUAAUAAUGUAGUGAUAUUUGUUAAUAAAUUCGAGUCAAUUCACAUCGGUUCCAUUCAA